AUGUUCGCCAAUCGAAUUGCCAUCAUCACCGGAGGUGGAUCGGGAAUCGGCCGGGCGGCGGCGCAGCUGAUCGCCAAACAGGGCGGCUCGGUCAUCGUGGCCGACCAGUCGCUGGCGAAUGCCAAGGAGACGGUGUCAUUGCUCGGCAGUGGACAGCAGCAGCAGCACUUGGCCCUUGAAGUGGACGUCAGCAAGUCCGAUUCAGUCAGCCACCUUUUCAAUGAGGUACCCAAAGCGUACGGCUCGGGAGCGGUGGCGACGCUGCUGGCCAACUGCGCCGGCAUCACCAGAGAUGGCUGGAUGAUCGACAUGAGCGAGGAGGCCUUCAGCAAGGUGAUGGACGUCAACGUGAAGGGCACCUUCCUGACGACGCAGGCCGCCUGCAAGCGGAUAGUGGACUCUAAAAGCAGCAACGGCGGCUCCAUCGUCAACUUCAGCAGCGUCAGCGCGAAGAUCGCCAACCUCGGCCAGGUGAACUACGUGGCGAGCAAGUGCGCCGUGGAGGGCCUCACGCGGACGGUGGCCCGGGAGAUGGGCCGCCACAACAUUCGCUGCAAUGCCAUCAUUCCCGGCUUUAUCGACACGCCAAUGAUCCGCACGGUGCCAGAGAAGGUAAUGGAGGGCAUCAAAAAGCAAACCCCGCUGGGCCGUUGUGGCCAGGCGGAGGAGGUGGCCAAGGCGAUUGCCUUCUUCCUCUCCGACCAGUCCUCCUACGUCACCGGGUCGCUGCUGCACGUNUGGAUUCAUCGAUACUCCAAUGAUCCAAACCUAAUGGAGGGCAUCAAAAAGCAAACUCCCCUCGGUCGCUGUGGCCAGGCGGAGGAGGUGGCCAAGGCGAUUGCCUUCUUCCUCUCCGACCAGUCCUCCUACGUCACCGGGUCGCUGCUGCACGUCUCGGGCGGAUUUGCCGUCUGA
Molecule: messenger RNA, 915 nt
Organism: Rhagoletis zephyria (snowberry fruit fly)
Lineage: Eukaryota; Metazoa; Arthropoda; Insecta; Diptera; Tephritidae
Source: RefSeq, a predicted model, not a curated record